Molecule: messenger RNA, 1866 nt
Organism: Sungouiella intermedia
Lineage: Eukaryota; Fungi; Ascomycota; Pichiomycetes; Serinales; Metschnikowiaceae
Source: the annotation of a GenBank genome assembly
AUGCCUAAUGUUGACCUAAUCAAAUUAAUGAGAUCUUUGCGAAAUGGUGUUUCCAUGAGUGAAAUCCCGGAGUUUGGCGAAUUAGCGAAAAGGAUCGCCUUGAGUGAAUCGUCGAUGACACCUCAUGCGACCCAACUUGAUGGUACAAAAACUGCCUAUAAUUCGAGAGAGAUCGAAGAAGGGCCAAAUACGGUGCUCCGCGGAGCUGGAAUGUGUCAUAAUGAAAGCUUUCAGAUACCUCAACUCAUCUCGCCAACUGUCACCCAUACGAAUCAGAUGAACAAUAAUGCUGAACAUUCAGGUGUGGGAAGAAGCAUGGCUGCUCAAGCCAAUUCCAACUAUAAUUGGGAUGAAAGAAGUCGUCUAGAAAACACUCGAAGUCCAACAAUAGUUGAAGGAAUGGCAUUUUCAGAUUCUAGUGGAUAUCUAGGUGCAACCUCGAGUGCUUCGUUUCUCAAUUUAGUAGGAGGAGGGUACUUCAUGUAUUCAAAAUUGAAUAUUGAAACUUCUGUGACUGAUAAUGCGUCCAAUGUUAUUGAAAAUUCUGACAAUAAGCUGACAUUGGAAGUUUAUGUCAACAAAUACUUUGAGACCUACCAUCCGUUUUACCCUCUAAUAUACUGGCCUCAUUUUAUUGCGUGCUUCAAUGGGGUUGUGAUUCCCCCAUCUGGAUGGGAGAGCUUACUCUACAUUGUGGCUGCAAUUGGUUCAUUUCUGGGAGCGACUAACCUGGAGGAUGUAAACGAUCUAGUUUUCUUUGAGAAAGCUAAGUCUUUUCUCACAAUAGAUUCAUUGGAAACCGGAAAUCUCAUCCUAGUUCAAACCUUAACAUUGAUGUCUAAUUACCUACAAAAACGUGACCGUCCCAAUACGGGAUACAAUUACCUGGGAUUGGCAGCUAGAAUGGCCAUGGGACUUGGGAUACACAAAUAUUCCGAAGCUAUAGAUGACCUGCUACUUGAACAAGAAAGUCGGAGAAGGAUUUGGUGGUGUCUCUUUAUAUUUGACUGUGGCCAAACUUGCACAUUUGGAAGGCCACUUGGGAUAGACUGUUCGGGUGUGGACGCAUUACUACCAAGGAAUUUUAAUGAACUAGAACUCAAUGGAUUCAUGAAGUCUAUGCCCGAGGAGGUUAAUAUGAUGACUUCUUACUCAAGUCUCAGACUUCAGUCAUUGUUUCAUUUACUCACCAACAGUAUAUAUGAACGUCUUAUAAGUGCAAUUCCACCCAGUGCAGAGUCAUUAUUGAAAUGGGAUGAGACAUACAUCGAGAGAUGGAAAUCAAUGGUCCCGUCAUACUAUUCUGAGAAUACUGAAGUUCCGGAAAGGUACAAGCUACCACACAAAGUGAUGCAUUGGAGGUGUAAGAACCUACGCAUAUUGAUGUAUCGAACUUUCGUGUUCAAUUUUGGAUCCACCAGCAACACAUAUGAGAAAAAUGCGAAAGAAAUUUGUCUUGAAGAAUGCCAUCAAACAAUUGUUAGCAUGAAUGAGCUAUGGAAGGAUCUAAUUGUUCCUAAACGCAUGUCUGCGUGGUACUCGCUCUUUUUCAUCAUUCCUGCGGUCGUGAUGCCCCUUGUAUGCCUUAGAAAUGACCCAAGUUGUGAAAAUGCCGAUUGCUGGAAGAAGGACAUACAGGUUGCUAUCGGAAUUAUCCAAAAGAUUCAAAUUAUAUGCCCACCUGCUAGCCGAGUCUUAGAUUUAAUCAAUAUUGUGGGUGGUGAGUAUUUACCCACAACCAUCGAUCAGCAAACGAGUAUCGAUGUGUCGGCAUUGACCUCCGAUGUCAGUCCGGCUACUCAAUUGAUGCAAUUGCAUUCUAUGUUAUGGCCAGGUUUUCUUGAAACAGACCAAGAAAAGGAUUAA